AACUUGCAGAGUUAUAGUCGUCUGGAUGAACAGGGAGACGCACUUGCACCAGACUGUUGCUGAGAAUAGGAGGUGGAGGAGGAGAAAAGGAGUUGCGGAGUAACCUCGGCGCUGGAGGUGGUGAUAGUCUUUUUUUUAUGAACUAUCUGAAUUAGAGAGGUGAAAAAGAAGAGAAGACAGAAAAGAAUUUUCGCUGCCUUUUCUCACCUGAAGUGUCCCUUACUGAACCACAUCACUCCUCACUGUAGGAGGAGAACAUCAGGUUGGACGGACUUACCCUACAGAACACUGAGGACACCCACACAACUCACAAUAUUUAGAAACAUUUGAACAAAACAGUGUGAAGUGAAGACAGCCAGCAUGGAGGUUAAAUCGACUUCGAGGAAACUUCAUUUGCUCUGCGUUACGUUCGCGUGGGGUCUCUCAGGUAUCUUAGCCCAGCUCCAAAUGCCACAGACCAACAUGGAUGUGACCAAGGGUAAGAUGGUGGUGCUGACGGCUUCUUACAACUCUGUGCCAGGCAGUGACCUGAGCACCAACACCAUUCUAUGGAACCUUGUCACCAACAACACCCAGCUGAUCAUCUCAUACACCAAGGGUUCUAUGAACGUGGGAAGCGCUCAGUUCAAAGGUCGGGUUGGUUUCACCUCCACCAUGCCCUCACGAGACGUGUCUCUGUACAUCAACAACACACAGGAGUCAGACUCCGGCCGUUACCUCUGCCAGGUCAUCAUCCCUGAUCACUCUGGCUACACUGCUGAGCUGACACUGGACGUGAAGGUGCCCCCUGAUGUUCCUAAGUGCUCUGUCUCAGGGAAGCCAGUGCUGAAAGGAAACGUGACGCUGAGCUGCACGUCCAGUUCUGGGAAACCACUUCCUCUGUACAAGUGGAGGAAGACCAGCCCCACCUCUGAAGUCUUCUUCUCUCCCAUGCUGAACGAGAAAACUGGAACACUGAAGUUGAGCAACCUGAGCAGUAACAUGUCAGGGAAGUACACGUGUACCGCCAGUAACUCUGCUGGGUCGGAGAGCUGCAUCAUCAACCUGGACAUCGUCAGCUCCACCAAGGUGGGUGUGAUCGUGGGAGCCACCAUCGGCUCUGUGGUGGGCUUCCUCUUCCUCCUCUGUGUCUGUGGCUUUUUUGUGCUGAGGAGACAUCGAGACCACGAGGACGACAUGGCCAAUGACAUCAAGGAAGACGCUCAGGCUCCCAAGCGUGUGUCCUGGGCUAAGAGCAACAUGGGCUCCGACAUCAUCUCCAAGAACGGCACCUUGUCAUCCAUCGCUUCCAGCCCCCACCACAAAGAUCCUUCCAUGCACCACAACAACCACCACCACCUGCAGCAGUACCCCCAGCGCCCACAUUCAGACACCGCCUCCAUCAUCACGGCCACCGGCAGCAUGGCCAACUACCGACCGUCUCGCCAUCACGGCGCCUCCACCCCCACGCACUUCACUUUCACCAACAACAACACCCUGCCACAUGAACAGGCUGAAGCCAACCUUCACAGAGGGUCUCCACCCAGACCGGAGCGUUACGCCCAGCUGCCCCAAGCUCAGACGGUUCCACAGACCUACGGCCAGCCUCAGCUGCAGCUCCAGGCUGCUUCCUCCCCUCCACCGCUGCCCAGCUCUGGGGUGACAGCUGCCAACAUCACCCGUAUGGGAGGAGUUCCCAUCAUGGUGCCUGCACAGAACCAGGCCGGAUCUCUGGUCUAACGCCACCUACUGGUGGCAAAACAGUUCUGUUCAAAAACAGCAGAGUGUGAACGCAGGAAAUACUAUUCAGAGAAGAAGCCCAGACCAGACUGUUUAUUUUCUUUAAAUACACUUUUAUAUUCAGGAUGCACUGUUAUACGCAGUACAUUGUGUAUACGUGUGUGUACACAUGUUUUCUUAUGUAUUUGUUGAGUAUCCUCUUUUCUACUUCACCAAAGUAUUUCUGAGUAUUAAUAUUAUAACAUAUCUUUAGACUUUUUUUGUUAUUCUUUGGUUUGUUUUUGUUGUUUUUUUCUGAGGUUUUCAGCAGAGGAGGACCUGGGUCUGUGUGAGCACACUUUACUGGUCGGACAAGUAAAUGUUGCAGGAAAGUAGUACUGCAUGUGGAGAUCUCUUUUUUUACGUUGUAAGUACAAGUACAGAAGACAAAAAAAAAAAAUAUAUAUAUAUAUAUAUAAAGACACUUUUAGACAAAAUUAAGCCUUUUGUCACUUAGGCCAUAAUUUGUUUAUUUUUUACAAAAAGCAAUGCGUUCCACUUAGGAGCAAAGUUUUCACUUUCUUUAUGAGAGAAUAAUACUUACAACUUAAAUAGGUUCAAAUUUAUUAAAAUUAUCACAAAACAAUGCUAUAGAAAAAAAAAUUCACCAGUGUUUCUGUUGACUGUUCACUUUAAUAAUUCUCUUAGACUCUUUUUUCAGAUAUAAAAAUGCGCAUUGUUGUCACCUGUAACGUCAACUUGUUUUAUAGAUUCUACCCAAAUUUAAAUUGUAAAUAUUAUAUUUAUUCUGUUUAGAAACAUGGAGAUCAACAGUGAAGAAACAGUUGACUAUAGAGACAGUCUCAUCUGCUGUUACAUAAAUAUGGAGAAUUAUCAAGUCAAAGAUCAUACGGAGGUUUGUUUUUUUGUUGUUGUUUUUUUAAGCAAGCACUCUUUAAAACACUUGAGUUUGAGUUUUACCAUUUUUGACGUUUGAUGUGAGAAGAUGGCUCAGCCUCAGCCAUGAAGAAGUUCAGCACCUUGGACAGGUACUGUUGUGUGUAGUCUGACAUCAUCUUUGGCAAAUAGAAAUAUUGAACUCACAUCACUUUUAUUCUGUUCUUUAUUAAAAUUCCUCAACAGUCAAUGUGCUGUAUUCAUUUUAGCUGGCUGUUUGAGGUCAAAGCCAUUUUGCUAAGCAUUUAUGAUGACAUUUCUAUUGAAAGGUCACUGAUGAGUGGCUAAUUAUUUUAUUAGUUCACGAAAACAGUGUCAGAAACACAGUCUAUUGAAGGCACAAGUUUGGUUCUCCCUCAAACGUCAUAUUUCCUUUAAUGAUUCAGUGGAUAAAGCAGAGAUGGGGGGGUGUUUUUAUUUUAUUAUCACAAGAAGUUUAAAACAAAUUCCCUGUGACAGGUAAAAUAAAGCUAAUAAAGGAUAUAUUCAUGUAUAUUUUCUAGGAUUUUUUAUGUUCCAGAAUUUUUUUAAUUUAAGCUCAUAAAUAACAUAUAAAGUAGUAAUGGUCCACACAAUCUAUCAUUUUGCUGUACAGUCAUUACACUGGAUUUUUUUUUAUAGUAGACUUUGAAAAAUAAUUCUGAUGUGGACUCAGCAAGAAAAGUAUUUCAAAUGUAGUUUGGUGACUGUGUAUAGUUUGGAGUCAAGAAUAUAGAAAAUAGUACAUGUAAUAUGGUUGAAAAGCACUUGUCAGUUAGUGAGAACGCUGUUAGCUGUGAAAAAAAGUACAUCAGAAAAACCAAUGUAUGUUGACACCAGACUUUAUUUUUCUAUAGUCACCUGACUUCAUGAACACCUGAUGCUGUGUGACUUUUUUUAAGUGCUACUUGUCAGUGAGUUUUAAGACAUUGCAGAUGUAACAUUGAUGGAUGAGAAUGUCUGAAAUCUGUAGCUUACAGAUUUAUGUCUAUAUAAAAAUGCUUUGUAUAAAGUCAUUUUGAUUAAAUAACAUUUUGUCUUUGCA
Molecule: messenger RNA, 3679 nt
Organism: Cynoglossus semilaevis (tongue sole)
Lineage: Eukaryota; Metazoa; Chordata; Actinopteri; Pleuronectiformes; Cynoglossidae
Gene: esama
Product: endothelial cell adhesion molecule a
Exons: 7
Coding region: 361-1719 (452 amino acids)
Biological process (GO): homophilic cell-cell adhesion
Cellular component (GO): adherens junction; plasma membrane
Molecular function (GO): cell-cell adhesion mediator activity
Source: RefSeq, a predicted model, not a curated record